GACGUCGCGUCGCUUCUGAAUGAAGUGGAGCUCCCACUCCGCCGCCUCUGCCACCGCUGCUACCGGUGCCCAGUUCGGCUAGGCUGCUCGGAGCUGCCCCGGGCUGGGUCUGCUGGGCUCCCACCGCCGCUCCGCCUCCGCAGGUGCUGCCGCCAGGCCUGCCCUUGCUCUUUAAGCCGCGCACGGCGCCGGCCUCCCGCAGCUAGCGGGACGGCUUCAGGAGGCGGCCAGACCUGGGCACCGAUGGGCAGCGGGCAGCGCCCUCGCCCCUUCCCCACCUCCGCCGCCGCCCCUGCUCAGGGUCGCCCGUCCGGCUGAGCGGCGCCUCAUCCCGCGCGUCCCCUGGCCGGCCCGGCGGGUGGACGGGCGGCAGGCUGGCUGGCUGGGGCAUGUAGGAUGCUCCCGGGUCCGAGCCUCCCGCGGCGGCGGCCCCGCCGGCCCCCGCAGCCUCCCCCGCAACUGCUCUGGCAGAUGAACACCGAGCUCUCCCCGCAGCCGCCGCCGCCCUGCCUGUGGAUGGUGCCCAGCUCCGGGGGGGUCCUGCGACUGGCAGCGGGGGUCAUGCCCCCGCCGCUGAUCCUACCCUCACCUCCCCAGCCACCGCCACCACUGCUCUCGGGGGUUCCUGGUUGGCAAAUGCCCUGUGAGCCCUCCUUCCUGCCGUUGGUGCCCGUACCCUCGGCGGCCGCCGAUCCCCCAGCGUCUCAGUACCCCUUGCUGAAUGAGCAGUGGAUGUUUGGAGCUCAGUCACCUGUGAUAGGAUUUUCUCCCUCUUCUAAUGUGGAUUUGAUCCCCAUUUUCCCCCAUGUACACACAUCUGCUCUUCCACCUCCUGUAGGGAAAAGGUGGCUAGACAAGAGGAUGCCCAACUGUAAGAUAUAUUUAAAUAACACAUUUGCUCUGGACUCCACUUGGAUACAUCCUGAGGAAUCAAGAUUGUUUCAUGGACAUGAAAAGCCACAUUUAAUGACAAAUCAGGUGGCCAUGGCUGUAUCUAGGCCAGCCCCUGCCUCCAGGCAUCUCCCCACAGUGGUGUUAGCACCUCAGCCUAUACCAGUGGGAUGUCCAAAUGGCCUUAAACAAGUUGGCAGUCAUCCGACCAUUGCCAUCACAUCAACAGCUAUGGUUUCUGUAGACCCUGAAGGGCUUCGGGGACCUUCGGCUUCCACUGUGCAGCCAUGCCAUUUGCUGACACUGGCACCCAUAAAAAUUCCCCUGCUGACAGCCCCCUUCUCAGGGUCUGCGUCUCGGAUGGAGAGCCACCUCCUGCCUCUGCUCCCUGCUCAGGUCACAAGAGUGACGACUGUGUCUACACCAGCGGUGACAUUUAUGACUGCCAAUCUAAUGGACCAGACAUCACCAGAUAAAGGCAAAGAGCCCAGCAGAUCCUCUUGUCCCCCAACGCUGAUAUUACACACAGAAAGACAACUUCAAGCUCAAGACUGCAAUGACAAGGACCCUCCUCUGCUCCUGGACGGGGACGAGCGCUCGCCCAAAGGCACCAAGCCCGUGGCCUCCACGCCGGUCCCAGGAUCGCCUUGGUGUGUAGUCUGGACUGGGGAUGACCGCGUUUUCUUCUUCAACCCAACGAUGCACCUCUCUGUGUGGGAAAAGCCAAUGGACUUAAAGAAUCGAGGGGAUCUCAACCGGAUCAUCGAGGACCCACCACACAAGCGCAAGCUGGAUGCUUCAACAACAGAUAAAAGUGAUGGGUCUGAAGCAGAAGAUGACGGUGAGGAGCAGAGUCUGAAAACCAAGAGAAACAAGCUUGAAGAUCCUCAGAACGUUGAGCCAGAGAAGACUGAAAAGGCAGAUGAAGCUCAUAACACUCCUCCACCUCUUCCUCCACAUCAGAUUCUCCUUCCAUUGGAAGAACGAGCCACCCACUUCCGAGACAUGCUUCUGGAAAGAGGGGUGUCGGCCUUCUCCACGUGGGAAAAGGAACUACACAAAAUCGUAUUUGACCCCCGCUACCUGCUACUCAACUCUGAGGAGCGGAAACAGAUAUUUGAACAGUUUGUCAAAACCAGAAUAAAGGAAGAGUAUAAGGAAAAGAAAAGUAAGUUACUGCUCGCCAAAGAAGAAUUUAAAAAACUCCUUGAGGAAUCCAAGUUGUCUCCCAGAACAACGUUCAAAGAGUUUGCUGAAAAAUAUGGCCGAGAUCAGAGGUUCCGGCUUGUUCAGAAGAAGAAGGACCAGGAGCAUUUUUUCAACCAGUUCAUAAUUCUCCUUAGAAAGAGAGACAAAGAAAACAGAAUCAGGCUACGCAAAAUGAGAUAAGAGUCUGCAGGAAGGAGCUGCGGGAGCCCUGAGCCAACUGGGUGGCUUCCUGGGGAGAAAAGGGGAGCACCUGUCUCUGGGUAAAGAUGGAACCCUGGAGGCGCAGUGCCAAUACUUCUGAGGAAGACCUUUGAGUGUUGAGCCCACCAGGGUCCUUGGGCUCCUCUGCCCCGUGGGACGUCCCGAUCUCAGAGGAUCACUGUUUCAUAUUGAAGCUCUCUUUUGUACACCAUUCAGCGUCUGAUGUAUUUCUAAUUGCCAUGAUCUGUCAAUCCCUUAAUUGUUUUAAUUAUGCAAAUAUCUUGUAAUAUACACAGAUUAUAAAUCCAAGGCAGAUUUGUAAUUGAGCAGAAGCAGAUGCCAUCCAGGCCAUUCUCAAGGCUCUCUUACCCUUUGUCUGAGGAGCGCUUUGCGUCCACAUCCAUCCUUGGGAAGGGCCGGCCGUGCUCUCGGGGCCUCCGUGACGCCAACGUUCAUAGGUCGAUGUCUCAUUUUCCGAGUAGUCGUCUUAGCGUGUUAGUCGUUAAUCAUAGUGAUGAGCAGGCGUGCCAGUCUUGACACAUGCACCUUGGAGGACGAUGGCAGUUUGCAGGGGAUGGCUGUCCCAUUACUCUGAAAGGUGCUUUCAGGCCCAGAGAGGGAAACAACUUCAUCUUUUGGAUUUCUUGUUUAAGAUAAUUUUAAAAUGAGUUAUUUUGUAAACAAAAAAAUCAUCCUGUGAAUAUUUCUGUUAUUUUUAUUGUAUGCCAAGAGUUUGCAUGAGAUUUUUCUCAUCAUCUUUGUAUAAAUAAAUAUUUUAACUUUUUUUUAAUUAAUAAAUAUUUUAAACC
Monodelphis domestica (gray short-tailed opossum) is the source of this 3110-nucleotide messenger RNA. It is a transcript of the gene TCERG1L, whose product is annotated as transcription elongation regulator 1 like. NCBI's taxonomy places the organism in Eukaryota, Metazoa, Chordata, Mammalia, Didelphimorphia, Didelphidae. The record is from RefSeq and is a predicted model, not a curated record. Gene Ontology annotation, molecular function: RNA polymerase binding; transcription coregulator activity. Gene Ontology annotation, cellular component: nucleus.